AGGACAGACCGCUUUCACUCACUGUAACGAUUAAAGUUGAGUGCGACACACUGAUGACCUGCGAGCAUCCUCCGGGGGAACUGUGCAUUUGACUGGCUUAACGAGCGUCAGUUUCCAUCUCUUCACCACAGAUCAUUUGUUGCUGCCUUGGCUCCGCUGUCCACGGUCCAUAGGCUCUGUUUCAACCCACUGGUCAACUGACGGAUAUAUAAAGACACCGAGGAUUACAGAUGGACUGGCUCACACCUGAGAUGUGAAGUGUGUUAUGUGAGCCAAGGUGUUUUCCCACCUCGCUGGUGGUGGGGAGAGAUGCUGCGCUCCGUUGCCAUGACAGCAGAAGUUCUCUUUGUUCUCGGGUUCCUGAUGACCGGCGCUCAGUGUAAUCCUUUGGCACCCUUACCGAGCCGAGAGCGUCUGGAGAGGGUGCUGACCCAGGCCAGGGAGGAUAGACAUCAGGAGAAGCAGGCCUCCGAGGAGCCGCUGGGCUACGGAAGUCAGCAGCGCCUUGAGGAAAUCAAUGACCUGGGCGUGGAAGGCAGCCGGGAGGCCAACAGAACUGCUGUGAGCCGGGCCAGGCCCAAUUUAAACUCCCAGAAACGAGGAUCUAAGGGUGGGAAAUCCCAGGAGCUGUUGGGCGAACAGUACAGCCCCAACCAAAUAGACGAGGGUCCCACCAGUGAAGUCAACCUUUCCCUGGAUGCAAUCGAUGAGUACGCCUACCCAGACUACAGGGGUAAAGGCUGCAUGGAUGAGAGCGGCUUUGUGUUUGCCAUCGGCGAGCAGUUCACCCCGGGCCCUUCGACGUGCCCCUGCCUCUGCACGGACGAGGGUCCCAUGUGCACCAAGCCAGAAUGUCCCAAGGUUCACCCCCGCUGCGUCAAGGUGGACACCAGCCAAUGCUGCCCGCAGUGCAAGGAGAAAAAGAACUACUGUGAGUUUCGGGGCAAGAUCUAUGCCUCCCUGGAAGAGUUUAAGGUGUCUCCGUGUGAGAAGUGCCGAUGUGAGCCAAGUGGGGAGGUUUUGUGCUCGGUGGCAGCCUGCCCUCAGACAGAGUGUGUCGAUCCUGAGUAUGAGCCUGAUCAGUGCUGCCCUAUCUGCAAGAGUGGGCCAAACUGCUACGCGGACACGGCAGUGAUACCCGCCGGGCGAGAGGUGAAGAUUGAUGAGUGCACAAUCUGCUACUGCACAUACGAGGAGGGCACGUGGCAGAUUGAGCGUCAGGCCACCUGCAGCAGGAACGAGUGCCAGCAGAGCUAAAGACUGGCACGGCCACGGGACGGCGGCACGCCACGCCACGCCGGAGCCAAUAAGCAUGUAAACUCUCAGCCUUUCGCCCAGUCUACUGGACAUCAGGGUGGAAGCCCGAAUCACGACCGUUUCAGCAUUUAUAAUCACUCCUGUAUUACUGAAUAAAGCUUUUAUGAAGAUUUGUAACCCACUUACAGAAUAUCUAUUUAUCUAUGUAUAAAAUUAUUUAUGAAUAUGUACAAAUAUAGGAGCUAUUAACGCUGAACUAGUGAAAACAUAUUUUUUAUAGGCACUGUAUUUUAAUAAACAAUGUACUGGACCAGAGGUCAGCUAAACAUAACAGAAUGUAUAGAACACCCACAGCUGUCUUUGGAGGUGCAAGCCUCCUGUGUCUCGACAUGUGGUGUCAUCCCACCAAUUUUGACACCCGCCCUUCUACCACCAAAGUGCAGACUCGACUCGUGCUACCAAUUUCAAAAACGCUGGGUAAAGAUUCGCUGUGUGGAAAUGAUCAAGUACACAUUUAGACUACAGCAUUGUGAAGAAAGAAGAAAAGCAAAGCGGUGACUUGACUAUUUUCUGAUUUUUUUUUUCCUUCUUCCUUUUUUUUUUCCUUUAUGGAUGUUCCAAUGUGAUUUGAGUUGAAAGUGCUUUUUGUAUUUGCAGUUCUCUCGGUACUGUGUGUUCAUGUUUCAAAUAAAUGCCGACCUGUGCUCUGUAAAUGCUCAAACGGUACUUUCAACUCCAGGUUUUCGUGUUCAGUGUUUACCGGCUGAAAGAGAUGUUGUCUUUGAAACUGGUGCUCUAAAUUUACUGAC
Molecule: messenger RNA, 2066 nt
Organism: Myripristis murdjan (pinecone soldierfish)
Lineage: Eukaryota; Metazoa; Chordata; Actinopteri; Holocentriformes; Holocentridae
Gene: vwc2
Product: von Willebrand factor C domain containing 2
Exons: 4
Coding region: 310-1257 (315 amino acids)
Biological process (GO): negative regulation of BMP signaling pathway
Cellular component (GO): AMPA glutamate receptor complex
Molecular function (GO): protein binding
Source: RefSeq, a predicted model, not a curated record